Messenger RNA from Cylicostephanus goldi, 557 nucleotides. NCBI's taxonomy places the organism in Eukaryota, Metazoa, Nematoda, Chromadorea, Rhabditida, Strongylidae. The record is from the annotation of a GenBank genome assembly.
AUGACCGAUUCGAACGUUGAGAAUCACAAAAUCAAUUGGUUGUUCGCUCCUUCGAUAUCUCCGCUGCUGACUGCGUACGAUUUUCGACUCUUGCAAUUAUCAGUUCCAUCUAAGCCGGCUUUGUCGAUCUACCAAGACCUUUUGAAUGAGAUAGAUGUGGAUUGCAAAAGAAUUAUUGGAGGGGAUAAAAUUUUGGUUGAAAAGGCUAAACAAUGGGAGUACAAUUCCAUACACGCUGAGCUGAAAAUAUUUGAAGCUAAAGACAAGUGUCAUGCCAUAAAAAAGCUUUUUGGAUUUCAUGUGGAUCUAAAAGAUAUUUCCGCAGAAGAAUUAGCAUACCCACUUGCGUAUGGUGCGGUUGUUUACAAGAACUUCGUACAGGUAAUGUUCAUGUUAAGUGCAUUUUAUCGGCCUCAUAACGAAUACUGCAUUGCUGUUAGUGGAUCAGCGGAGAAGUCAUUCAAGAAUUCUAUGGAUGAGGUUGCCAGUUGUUUCGACAACAUUCACGUGUUGGUGAGGUACCGAUUUCAGCAUCAUCAUUUUGCUUGCAUUUGAUU